Lingula anatina is the source of this 1343-nucleotide messenger RNA. RefSeq lists its product as uncharacterized. NCBI's taxonomy places the organism in Eukaryota, Metazoa, Brachiopoda, Lingulata, Lingulida, Lingulidae. The record is from RefSeq and is a predicted model, not a curated record.
AACCAGACCUCACACCUCUGCGACAGGACGACCGUCCGGAUGUGGACUUGUGUCAUGCUUUAGGACCAACGUAGACCAGUGAAACACAGAGAGUGCCUUCCGUUUAACCAAGUACGCCAACGAAACACAACCAUGGGAAAUGCCUGCUGUUGUUGUCAACCGCGCGGCUACAUCGUAGGAUACGGUUACGUGGAGGCAGACGAUCCCAGUUGCUUUAAAUUCAAGAAGAGAAGAGCGCGCAUUCGUCAUAAGAGACAUAAGCCAACCGUCAACUCGGCUCCCGAGGAAUAUUAUGACUCCUCCUCGGACGACGACGGGGACUGCUGGAAAGGUGGGCGUGGCGGAGGGGGCGGUGCCAGAAGGUUACGGACCCGAGGUCGUGUAAGUCCCGGCGCCAGUAAUGACAGUGAUGCUGAUGCACGGGCAGCAGCGCAUGUGUACGAGUAUCAGCGCCAGAAUCAAACUGGUGUGGCUUUUAUCUCUGGGUCAGUUCCCCUCUCACAAAACCACAAUAACACCACAACUACAGGGUAUUCCCACUUUUCACACCAGCAGUAUGGGUACGGACAACCCCAACGUGGUAACGGACAGCAGCAAGGUGGUUACGGACAGCAGCAAGGUGGUUACGGACAACAGCAACGUGGCAACGGACAGCAGCAAGGUGGUUACGGACAGCAGCAAGGUGGUUACGGACAGCAACAAGGUGGUUACGGACAGCAGCAAGGUGGUUACGGACAACAGCAAGGUGGUUACGGACAACAGGGUCAACGACCCAACUCCAGCACUGGUAAUAACACGAGUGAGUAUGGGUGGAAUCGAGAGCUUACAAUGCCCUUGGACGAUCGCCCUGGUAGCGGGCAUUCAUCCCACCAAACCACAGCAACGUAUGUACAGAGAUCAAGCACGCCCACGAAACUACCCCCACUUGGUGACAAUGCGAUAGGUGGCAGCACGCCAGCUUAUCGCCAAGACCCCCUUACAAUGGAGCAGGAUAGUGGAGUCUCUCGGCCCGGGGGUCGAUCUAUAAAAGUAAUAAUGGCAAACACCAAGGUGAAUAACCACAAGUCAAAUACAGGUAGUGAUCCCAACUUCAACGAAGCCGAACCUUCCAACAAAGUUGACAAAUUCCAGAAAACGGCCAAUAUUAAUAUCAACGACGGCAGUGAACCGGGCAUGACGCCUUUAAGUGUCAAUACAGGGAUCUCUACAGAUAUUCAUGGUUCAAGCGACUUUUUGAAAAGUAAGGACAAGAAAACAAAGAAGAAGGACAAGAAGAAGGACAAGAAGAAGAAGAAAGAAGAAACGUCGUGGUUCCUUUGAUUCAAGUAGCUCAAGCAGUUCGA